AUGAUUUUGCCAGCUUUUACGCAUCGUUAUGGUUUAUUUGCUGGUGUUUUCCUGGUCAAUUUGUUCGCUUUGCUUGUUAUUAUCGUUGCUGCAUGCCGCAUAUAUAAAUUUCGUUUUGAAGAAUCACCGGAAGGAACUAAAAGAGAAGACCUGAAUGUGUUGCGGUACGAGUUGAUUGCAGCCUGUGUAAUUUCGAUGAUUACUGGCUACAUUCUGUUUGCUUGGAACCAUAUCUGGCGUAAGCCCAUACGAACUAAUUUACUGCACGUUAUAAAAUUCGCACUCAUCGAAAACGACUAUGCGAAGGAGAUAAACGCCAUUCAGCAGCAAUUUCAAUGUUGCGGAGUUUCACUGAAUGGCUCGUUACCAUGGUCAUGCUGCCGCUCCAAACAUAAUUCCAUAUCCUGUGAACAUCUGGAUUUUCGGCGAUUCAAAAGAGUGCUAAACGAAACAAAUUUUGAACGGCUUCGCAGUUAUGCGGCUCAAUUUAAGCAACACUGGCGGAAAAAAGCGCUGGCACUACAUUCGGUAUACAGCGACGAUUGUGCUAAAGCAUUUCAUCGUACAUUUAAAUUCGAAUUUUUUUAUCUCAACGCUGCCAUGUCGUAUGCAGUAGGUGGGCUAUUGGUAAUACCGGCAGCAUUAAUCGAGCAACUUCGAUUUUACAGGCGUGAUACCAACAGUCAAAAUUUCUGGACCGUGUUUUUUUUCUGA
Gongylonema pulchrum is the source of this 714-nucleotide messenger RNA. The record is from the annotation of a GenBank genome assembly. Lineage: Eukaryota; Metazoa; Nematoda; Chromadorea; Rhabditida; Gongylonematidae.